Messenger RNA from Eubalaena glacialis (North Atlantic right whale), 2636 nucleotides. It is a transcript of the gene ARMH4, whose product is annotated as armadillo like helical domain containing 4. Lineage: Eukaryota; Metazoa; Chordata; Mammalia; Artiodactyla; Balaenidae. The coding region runs from base 141 to 2411 and encodes 756 amino acids. The transcript is spliced from 8 exons. The record is from RefSeq and is a predicted model, not a curated record.
CACCGCUGCAGGGGCCGCCGCGGGGAUGCCGAGCGCGGGCACCACAGCUCUCCUCUGCGCGCUGCGCGGCUGAAGGCGCACAGGACUCAAUUACUGGAAUUGUCAACUCUACCAAUUUAUGUGCAUGUUUCUCUUCCACUAUGAGCAGACCAGUUGUAUUGCACAUUUGUCUGGCUUUCUGUAGCCUUCUACUUCUCAGCUUUGCCACACAAUGUCUGGCCUUCCCCAACGUGGAAAGAAGGGAGAUAGCACCUGUUCAUGAAGAUAAAGGGCAGUCUGAGAGGCUGAACAUAGAUGACCUAGAAAAUAACUCCAUUACUUCAAAGUACACUCUGGUCUCUGAAGAACCAAUGAUAGUGUUAGCAGGACCAUCAACAAUGUCAUUAAAUAAAGUAUUCCCUAGUAACAAAGAAACCCCUCCUAUAGGAGCUGGGCUCACGCAGCCUGAUAGCCCUGGCAUUUACACUGCUACUGAGCCAGUGAUCUCAGCAGGGGAAGAAGUGUUUGGUUCCAGCCAGCCAGAGAGAAUGUCUCCCGAAAGCCGACUUUCCAAGGCCAUGUUAACCAACCCUAUCACUCCAACUGCUUCUCUGAAUAUUGAUGACAAGGAGGAACCCUCCCGUAGUACCAUCAUUCAGCCCAUUGUGGAAGGGACCACCGAAGCAACCCAAGGUUUUCUGCACUACGUGGAUGAUCAAUUGUUUGCAACUGAAAAUCAGGCAGGAGUUAGUCUGGGACAUUCACCUUUAUCCUAUGUGAAUGCUAAAGAGAUGCUAACCACCCGUCCAAGGACUGAGAAAUUUGAAGCAGACCCAGAGCAUAAGACAACUUCUUUUCCUGGUGUUGAGCCCACAGCAGGCGCUGAGCCUUCCCAGAUGACAGCUGAUAAUACCCAGGCUGCUGCCACCAAGCACUGGCUCGCAACCUCCGAGUCCACCCUGAGAGUUGAGCCAGAAACUGACAGCCUGCUGGGAGCCCCAGAAGUCACAGUGAGUGUCAGCACAGCUGUUCCAGCUGUCUCCGUCGUAAGUGUUGAGUGGGAUGACACCAAAUUAGAGAGUGUAAGCCAGAUAAAGACCCCAAAGCUUGGAGACAAUACAGAGACUCAGGCGAGCAUGGAAACGUCUCAGACAACCCAAGCAACCAGUAAUGGUAUGGAAGGCGUGGAAGGGGGCGAAACUUUGACAGAGGCUGCAGAUGUGGCUCUGAGGCUGCCUGAAGGGGAAGCACACAGGGGAACAGCCCUGCUAAUAGCACAUGGGGAUGAGAGAUCAUCUGCCUUCACCGAUCAAAGUUCCUUUACUCCCACAAGUCCAGUGGAAGGUAUGAAAGUCUCUGUGGAAAACCUGGUCCAAAAUACUGCAGACUUCAUGGAAUCCACCAAGGAGAACAAUGCCAGGCUGUUCUUAGAGACCACUGUUUCCAUCUCAGAAUAUGAGUCUGAGGCAUAUCAGCCAUUGGGAAAUACAUUUAAAGACAUCAUUACUCAAGAGAUGACAACAGCUGUUCAAGAAGCAGAAGCCAGUUUAUCUUCAGUGAUGCAAGAGCAGCAGGUUUCUACCCUCGAGGUUACCAGAGGAGAUGUCGAGACUGAGGGAGGGAAAGAGUUGCCCUCUGCCACAGCUGAUGCUCCUGGUGUUACUCAGCUGUCGAGAAGAUGGGAGCCUCUGGCCACUGGGGUUUCAACGACACCCGUCCCUCUGUCUUUCGAAGUUACUCCCGCUGUAGAAGACCUAAUGGACACAGUCACAGGGCCGAACGAGGAGUUGUUCACACCAAUUGUGGGUUCUCCAGUGACGCCCCCUGGGAUGAUGGAGGAAGCACCUAGCACUUCCCCAGCGCUUGCUGACCCUGAGGCAUCUUCCGAGAGAAGAACAGCUGCUCCAUCCAUUAGCUAUGUUAAUACAGCUGCCUCCUAUGGUCUGGACCAACUCGAAUCUGAAGAGGGAGAAGAAGAUGAGGAUGAAGAAGACGAGGAGGAGGAAGAUGAGGAGGAUAAAGAUGCAGACUCCCUGGAUGAGACCUUGGGUGGUGACACCGAGCUGCCUGGGUUUACUCUCCCUGGCAUCACGUCUCAGGAACCUGGCUUAGAGCAGGGAAACGUGGUCUCUUUGGAGGGAGCCACCUACCAGGUGCCGGACACCAUCGAGUGGGAACAGCAGAGUCAGGGCCUGGUGAGAAGCUGGAUGGAAAAACUAAAAGACAAGGCUGGCUAUAUGUCUGGGAUGCUGGUGCCCGUAGGCGUUGGGAUAGCUGGAGCCUUGUUCAUCUUGGGAGCGCUCUACAGCAUUAAGGUUAUGAAUCGCCGAAGGAGAAAUGGCUUCAAAAGGCAUAAAAGAAAGCAGAGAGAAUUCAACAGCAUGCAAGAUCGAGUAAUGCUCUUAGCUGACAGCUCUGAAGAUGAAUUUUGAAUUGGACUGGAAUUUAAUUGGAAGAGUCAACGACCUUAUUAUUUUAUUUUUUAUUUGGGGGCAAAAGAAAAGAGAACAACAUUCUGCCAUACUGGGGCUGUCAGGCCAUCAGUUUCAUUAUCUGCUGGGUGGUAGAUUUUUCUUGUACUGAGCAGAAAAGGCAUGCUGUAUAUGAACUGUAAUAUGCAGUAUUUGUUUUUAUUCUGUAGUGAAUUUUCCACAACC